Messenger RNA from Kogia breviceps (pygmy sperm whale), 674 nucleotides. NCBI's taxonomy places the organism in Eukaryota, Metazoa, Chordata, Mammalia, Artiodactyla, Physeteridae. The record is from RefSeq and is a predicted model, not a curated record.
CUGCGGAGUAGUGAGAGCUUCGCGGUCACCGGCUCAAAGCGCAGCGAUCCCGUAGCGGCAGCAGCGCGUGUGACCGUUCCAGGCCCAGGGAAAAGCAUGGCACUUUGGCGGGCAUACCAGCGGGCUCUGACUGCUCACCCGUGGAAAGUACAGGUCCUGACAGCUGGGUCUCUGAUGGGCCUGGGUGAUGUUAUCUCACAGCAGCUGGUGGAGAGGCGAGGUCUGCAGGCACACAAGACUGGCCGGACCCUGACCAUGGUCUCCCUGGGCUGUGGCUUUGUGGGCCCUGUAGUAGGAGGCUGGUACAGGGUUUUGGACCGGCUCAUCCCUGGCACCACCAAGGUGGACGCACUAAAGAAGAUGCUGUUGGAUCAGGGGGGCUUUGCCCCAUGCUUUCUGGGCUGUUUCCUCUCACUGGUAGGGACACUCAAUGGACUGUCAGCCCAGGACAAUUGGGCCAAACUCCAGCAGGAUUAUCCUGAUGCUCUCAUCACCAACUACUAUCUCUGGCCUGCUGUGCAGUUAGCCAACUUCUACGUGGUCCCUCUUCAUUACAGGUUGGCUGUCGUCCAGUGUGUUGCCGUUAUCUGGAACUCCUACCUGUCCUGGAAGGCACAUCGGCUCUAAGUCUGCCUCACUCCAUCAUUUCAAGCUUGCAGUGAUGCAGCUUGACC